Messenger RNA from Linum tenue, 1878 nucleotides. The record is from the annotation of a GenBank genome assembly. NCBI's taxonomy places the organism in Eukaryota, Viridiplantae, Streptophyta, Magnoliopsida, Malpighiales, Linaceae.
CAAGAAAAGGUUGAAUCGAAAAGAACAACUUUUUCACUCUUAUUUUUUUCUUUUAAUAGGUUCCAAACCAACCCAAUUUCCCAGCUCCCUCCGCUCGAGCUUCUCCGCUCUUAAAACCCACCAAACAACCACAAAACUCUCAUUCUAACCGAUCGGUAUUUGUUCUAUUUGUUUACGGGCGAUCUCUCCUCUGAUCUGGUCUUUGUAAGUUGGCACUAGGUGGUGAUCAUUUUCCUUCGUUAUGAUCUCGCUCAAACACUCUCCUCUAGCUCCGCCGAUCAAUGGAUCUGACACUGUUUUCCGCCGGAAAACCCCCUUGGCGGCUGGGAAAGCCUUCUUUUUGCCACCGCUUGCGGCUCCUCCUAAGGGUUUGAAACCCUCCCUCUCAGUUUCGAAGCCUUUGCACCUCACCUCUAUCGAGGCUUUUUCUGCCAGGGAGAGUAGUGCGCCCUUGAUCGUUUGCAAGGCGUAUGAAGCUGAUCGGCCAGAACCGAUUGACGCUAGCGAUGCCAAACCAGAGGCGGCGAGGAAGGUUAAGAUCGGAAUUUACUUCGCCACCUGGUGGGCGUUGAAUGUCGUUUUCAAUAUCUACAACAAGAAAGUGUUGAACGCUUUUCCGUAUCCAUGGCUUACAUCCACGCUUUCGCUUGCUUGUGGAUCUCUGAUGAUGUUGAUCUCCUGGGCUACAAGGAUUACGCCGGCGCCCAAGACGGAUUUUGAGUUCUGGAAGACUUUGUUCCCUGUUGCAGUGGCACAUACAAUCGGGCACGUUGCUGCAACAGUGAGUAUGUCUAAGGUUGCAGUUUCAUUCACUCACAUCAUCAAGAGUGGUGAGCCAGCGUUCAGUGUCUUGGUCUCUAGAUUCAUCUUGGGAGAGUCUUUCCCUGCCGGAGUUUACUUGUCCCUCCUCCCAAUUAUUGGUGGUUGUGCUCUUGCUGCUGUCACCGAGCUCAACUUUAACAUGACUGGUUUUAUGGGGGCCAUGAUCUCCAACUUGGCAUUUGUAUUUAGGAACAUAUUUUCAAAGAAGGGUAUGAAGGGCAAGUCAGUUAGUGGAAUGAACUACUACGCUUGUCUCUCUAUAUUGUCUCUGGUGAUUCUCACACCUUUCGCUAUUGCUGUUGAGGGACCACAGAUGUGGGCUGCUGGGUGGCAAAACGCCCUUUCUCAGAUUGGACCCAAUUUCGUCUGGUGGGUAGCCGCACAAAGUGUGUUCUAUCAUCUGUACAACCAGGUUUCAUACAUGUCAUUGGAUGAAAUCUCUCCCUUGACGUUUAGCAUUGGAAACACCAUGAAACGUAUAUCCGUCAUUGUUUCCUCCAUCAUCAUCUUCCACACACCUGUCCGCCCUGUCAAUGCUUUGGGAGCUGCCAUCGCUAUCCUUGGAACCUUCUUGUAUUCCCAGGCUAAGCAGUGAUCCAAAAUUGGGGAAGAAUAAGAAGAAAUGUUUGAAAACAAUUCAUGUUAGUUUUGUUAAGCAAAGGUAGAAUGUGGAUGGUGAAGUAAAAGGAGAAAUUGUUAAAAGAGGAUGGUGGGUAAAAUGCCAACAAUAUGAGGACUAGUGUUUGGUUUUUUGCUAUAGAUUUUCUUUUUCGGCCUUUUUGUAGAUAAUAAGGUGAAAUAGUUAAAAGAGAGCGAGAAAGACAUGACAGUAGGACUGAUGAUAAUAAUGUUGUUUCAUUAGUAGCCGCAGUAGCAACAAGCUUUGCUGAAACGAGAUUGAAAUAGGCUGAGCUGAGUGACAUUGUACUUGCCAUUUUACGUUGUUUUGGCGGAAUAAAACUAAGAGAGGGAAGAAAACCCUCCCCACACCGUUUCUUGUCUUGUGGACUUACUUUUGAACUCUCUAUGGAGUAUGGACUAUGGUCUUGACUUUAC